Messenger RNA from Triticum urartu, 888 nucleotides. RefSeq names its product norbelladine synthase. Lineage: Eukaryota; Viridiplantae; Streptophyta; Magnoliopsida; Poales; Poaceae. Gene Ontology annotation, biological process: defense response; abscisic acid-activated signaling pathway. Gene Ontology annotation, cellular component: cytoplasm; nucleus. Gene Ontology annotation, molecular function: signaling receptor activity; protein phosphatase inhibitor activity; abscisic acid binding. The record is from RefSeq and is a predicted model, not a curated record.
UCAGUUUCAGUUGUAAACACCGUCACACACUGAACUCCAUCAGCUUCUUGGUUGACAGACACUUCCCUCGUCACACACAGUCCAUCAAGUCCAUGGCGAUGAGGAGGAACAAGGUUCACGAGUUCGAGGCCGAUGUGCCCGCCGCCGAGCUAUGGGGGCUCUACGGCACGCUCCGUGCGGCCGAGCUGCUGCCAGAGCUUCUCCCGCAGGUGCUCGCCAAGAUACAGCUCGUGAGCGGCGACGGCGACGUCGGCACCAUCUUGGAGCUCACAUUUGCUCCAGGGAUCCCUGGCCUGGAGACAUACAGGGAGAAAUUCAUCAAGGUUGACAAUGAGAACUACAUCAAGGAGGCGCAGACGAUCGACGGAGACAUCCUGAAGCUCGGGUUCCUCUAUUACAUGGUCAGGUUCGAGAUCAUCGCCAAAGGACCCAGUUCUUCAGUGAUAAGAUCGACCAUUGUGUAUGAGAUAAAUGAGGAAACUCACCCCGGGCUUGAAGCUAUGGUCAGCACCGGACCUCUGGCUGCAACUGCUGAGAAAUUUGCAGGGUACCUCAAGGAGCAGAAGAUCCCUCAGAGCAGUUAAUUCUUGCAACAGCUCAGAGCAAAAGUGUACCAAUGCUUUGAGAGAAAUAAUGUCUGAUUCCACGUUGUGUGUUUUCCCUGAAAAAUAAAUGACCAAUGAUCAAACAUAUUAGGAUAGUAUGUUUGAUCAUAUGAAUAUCACAUAGUUGAUAUAUAGAUAUUUCGCGGUCCAUGUACCUUAACUUUAUUAGUUUCAUGAAAAUGAAGUUGGGAGCCUUGAUGCUCCUUUUCUCGAAGAAAUGUACCUUAACUUGUUUUGGUUAAUUUAGGUUUGAUUAAAAAAGUACCACGGAUUUCAUUAUGUA